CGCCCCGCAGCAAGAGCAACUCGGAUUGGCUAAGCUGCGUCCAAUGUGCAGCCUCGGCCCUGCGAGGGGGCGUGCCCGGCGAGGAUCCCGCCAAUGCGCGGGGCGAUCCCGCGUCAGGGUGGGGCGUCGGGAGCGCGGCCGUCGGGGGCGGAGCUUCGAGGCGAAGUACUGGUUGUCGGGAGGCGGCUGUCCGAAGCGCCGACGUCGAGGGCGGGGUUUCGGGGGAGUGACGGGAAUCGUGGGCGGGGCCUCGGGGCGGAGGGACGGGAGCGCGGGCGUCGGGAACGCGCGGUCCCGGCCGGCUAUUAUCUGGGGGCCACCCUCUGGGCUUGGGGUCUGCAGCUGAUGGAGCAGCAUUCCCAGUCCACCAUGCUGGUGGGGGUUGCCUUUGGAGUUCUUCUGGCCCUGGCCCUCAUUGGCAUCACCACCUUCUUUGUGUACAGAAAGUUCAGCCAACUUGGACACGCGCAGCCCGCUCCGCAGUACAGGUUCCGGAAGCGGGACAAAGUGAUGUUCUAUGGCAGGAAGAUCAUGAGGAAGGUGACCACACUCCCCAAUACCCUCGUGGGGAACACGGCCGCCCCCCGGCAGCGGGUGAGGAAGAGGACCAAGGUGCUGUCUUUGGCCAAGAGGAUUCUGCGUUUCAAGAAGGAAUACCCAACCCUGCAGCCAAAGGAGCCGCCGCCCUCCCUGCUGGAGGCCGACCUCACGGAGUUUGAUGUGAAGAAUUCCCACCUGCCCUCAGAAGUUCUUUACAUGCUGAAAAACGUUCGGGUCCUGGGGCACUUUGAGAAGCCGCUGUUCCUGGAACUCUGCAAGCACAUGGUCUUCGUGCAGCUUCUGGAAGGGGAGCAUGUCUUCCGGCCAGGGGAGCCGGACACCAGCAUCUAUGUGGUGCAGGACGGGCGGCUGGAAGUCUGCAUCCAGGAUGCGGACGGCACCGAGCUGGUGGUCAAAGAGGUCCUGGCCGGAGACAGCGUCCACAGUCUCCUCAGCAUCCUGGACGUCAUCACUGGCCACACGGCACCUUACAAAACAGUGUCUGCCCGUGCUGCCGUCCCAUCCACCGUCCUCCGGCUCCCAGCUAUGGCUUUUCAAGGAGUGUUUGAGAAAUAUCCUGAAACCCUGGUGAGAGUGGUGCAGAUCAUCAUGGUGCGGCUGCAGAGGGUCACCUUUCUGGCUCUGCACAACUACCUGGGCCUGACCACGGAGCUCUUCAACCCGGAGAGCCAGGCCAUCCCCCUCGUGUCCAUAGCCAGCGUGGCUGCCGGGAAGGCCAGGAGACAGCCGUGCUGCAGCGCUGAGGAGCGGCCCCUGCGGCCCCUGGAGCCCGGCGACCCAGCAGAUCGUGGUGGCAGCCGUGCCAUGGCCUCUGGGCCUGUGCUGAAGAGGAGCCACUCCUCCCCUCUGCCUUCUGUCCACAAAGACACCCUGGAUGAGCGAGGCAAGGCCCAGGAAGGUGACAGGGCCCCUUUGGCUCCACCAGGAGCCACAGCAGGUGCCACCUCAGACCAGAGGACAGCACGUGACUGCACCAGGGUCUCCCAACCUUCAGAGGAGCGCCCCGGGAGUGCCCUGGCCAGCAAGUCCAAGAAGAGCGUGGUCCUGGCAGAGACCCCUCCUGCGGUCUUCCACUUGCCGGACAGCGACUCGGAGGACACCAUCCCCAGCAGGAAGACUGACGCCAUCCUCGGCGCUGCCAAGAAGGACCUGCUCACCCUGAUGAAGCUGGAUGACCCGUCGCUGUUGGAUAACCGGGUGACACUUCUGCACGUCCCAGGGGGCACGGUGGUGUCGAGGCAGGGAGACCAGGACGUGAACAUCCUCUUCGUGGUCUCGGGGCUGCUGCACGUGUACCAGCGGAAGAUCGACAGCGAGGAGGACACGUGCCUGUUUGUCACGCGCCCCGGCGAGAUGGUGGGCCAGCUGGCCGUGCUCACGGGCGAGCCCCUCAUCUUCACCAUCAGGGCCAACCGGGACUGCAGCUUCCUCUCCAUCUCCAAGGCGCACUUCUACGACAUCAUGCGGAGGCAGCCGGCCGUGGUCCUGAGCGUGGCGCACUCGGUGGUGAAGCGGGUGUCCUCCUUCGUGCGGCAGAUCGACUUUGCCUUGGACUGGAUGGAGGUGGAGGCCGGGCGCGCCAUAUACAGGCAGGGGGACACGUCUGACUGCACUUACAUCGUGCUCAGCGGCCGCCUGCGCGCCGUCAUCCGGAAGGACGACGGCAAGAAGCGCCUGGCGGGGGAGUACGGCCGCGGAGACCUCAUCGGCGUGGUGGAGGCACUCACCCACCAGGCCAGGGCGACCACGGUGCAUGCGGUUCGAGACUCAGAGCUGGCCAAGCUUCCUGCAGGGGCCCUGACGUCCAUCAAGCGCAGGUACCCCCAGGUUGUGACCCGGCUGAUUCAUCUCUUGGGCGAGAAGAUCCUGGGCAGCCUCCAGCAAGGAAGUGCCACAGGUCACCAGUUUGGACUACAUGCUGUGGGCAGCAAGUGGGACUCGGGGAACCCCGCCAGCAACCUCUCCACGGUGGCCGUCAUGCCCGCGUCGGAGGACGUGCCCCUCACCGCCUUCGCCCUGGAGCUCAAGCACGCCCUCAGCGCCAUCGGCCCCAUCCUGCUGCUCACCAGUGACAACAUAAAACAGCGCCUUGGCACUGCUGCUCUGGACAGUCUCCACGAGUACCGGCUGUCCAGCUGGCUGGGGCAGCAGGAGGACGUCCACCGCAUCGUGCUCUACCAGGCGGACAGCACGCUCACGCCCUGGACCCAGCGCUGCAUCCGGCAGGCCGACUGCAUCCUCAUCGUGGGCCUGGGUGAGCAGGAGCCCACGGUGGGUGAGCUGGAGCGGAUGCUGGAGCGCUCCGCUGUGCGCGCUCAGAAGCAGCUGGUCCUGCUGCACCGGGAGGACGGGCCGGCGCCGGCCCGCACCGUGGACUGGCUCAACAUGCGCAGCUGGUGCUCCGGCCACCUGCACCUCUGCUGCCCCCGCCGCAUCUUCUCCCGGAGGAGCCUGCCCAAGCUGGUGGAGCUGUACGAGCGGGUCUGCCAGAGGCCCCCAGACCGGCACUCGGACUUCUCCCGCUUGGCACGGGUGCUGACUGGCAACGCCAUCGCCUUGGUGCUUGGGGGAGGGGGAGCAAGAGGCUGUGCCCAGGUGGGCAUCAUCCGGGCCCUGGCGGAGAGCGGCAUCCCCGUGGACAUGGUCGGAGGGACGUCCAUCGGGGCCUUCAUGGGCGCCCUGUACGCCGAGGAGCGGAACUACAGCCAGAUGCGGAUCCGGGCCAAGCAGUGGGCUGAGGGCAUGACAUCGAUGGUAAAGACCGUGCUGGACCUGACCUACCCCGUCACCUCCGUGUUCUCCGGGGCCGGCUUCAACAGCGGCAUCUACAGCGUCUUCAAGGACCGGCAGAUCGAGGACCUGUGGAUCCCCGCCUUCGCCAUCACUACGGACAUCUCUGCCUCCGCCAUGCGGGUCCACACGGAUGGCUCCCUCUGGAGGUACGUGCGUGCCAGCAUGUCGCUGUCGGGCUACAUGCCCCCUCUCUGCGACCCCAAAGACGGACACCUGCUGAUGGACGGGGGCUACAUCAACAACCUCCCAGCGGAUGUGGCCAGGUCAAUGGGGGCAAAGGUGGUGAUUGCCAUCGACGUGGGCAGCCAGGAUGAGACGGACCUCACCAACUACGGGGACGCGCUCUCUGGAUGGUGGCUGCUGUGGAAGCGCUGGAAUCCCUUGGCCACAAAAGUCAAGGUGCUGAACAUGGCGGAGAUCCAGACGCGCCUGGCCUACGUGUGCUGCGUCCGGCAGCUGGAGAUGGUGAGGAACAGUGACUACUGCGAGUACCUGCGCCCCCCCAUCGACAACUACGGCACCCUGGACUUCGGCAAGUUCGACGAGAUCUGCGAGGUGGGGUACCAGCACGGCCGGACGGUGUUUGACAUCUGGGGUCGAAGUGGUGUGCUGGAGAAGAUGCUGCAGGACCGGCAGGGGACGAGCAAGAUGAAGGCCGGUGAUGUCCUCACCUGCCCCAAUGCCUCCUUCACGGACCUUGCCGAGAUUGUGUCACGUAUUGAGCCUGCCAAGGUGGCCGCAGUGGACGACGAGUCCGACUACCAGACAGAGUACGAGGAGGAGCUGCUAGAUGGCCCCAGGGACGCAUACGCUGACUUCCAAAGUGCGCCUGCCGACGCCGACCCGGGCUCCACCUCGGAGGACGAGAUCUCGACUCGGCAUCGGCACUCCAGUCUGGCUCCCCCGCAGACAUCCCAGGACUCCUCAUCCCCCUGGCUUGCUGACCAAGAUGGGUCGAGGUCUCCGCUCUGAUGGCCCUGAAGCCAGCAGCCUGCGGGUGGGUCUCCAAGGCCCAGAUCCUGCAGUCCUGCCAGGGAGACCCGGGGCAGCCCAAGCCCCCCCCCUCCCCGAGUACGCCCAGCUUCUGCUCUGCUAGGAGCCCAGGCCUGAGCUGGUGUGUCUGGGGCCUCUCUGCACCAGCCCCCCCAGUGGAGCCCUGGGUCCUGGCAUCCCCUGCACACACAUCGGUCCUGGGGGGCCAUGCCAGCCCCUGCAGCCCCCCUCAGGCCUCUGAGACCCCUCUGAUGGCCCCCAUGCUCUGCUUAGCCUGUCAAUAAAGGUAGAUCUGAUUGUG
Sus scrofa (pig) is the source of this 4648-nucleotide messenger RNA. The record is from RefSeq and is a predicted model, not a curated record. NCBI's taxonomy places the organism in Eukaryota, Metazoa, Chordata, Mammalia, Artiodactyla, Suidae.